This is a messenger RNA of Chondrus crispus (carragheen), 492 nucleotides long. RefSeq lists its product as hypothetical. Lineage: Eukaryota; Rhodophyta; Florideophyceae; Gigartinales; Gigartinaceae. The transcript has a single exon. The record is from RefSeq and is a predicted model, not a curated record. Bases 1 to 492 code for a protein of 163 amino acids.
AUGGGACAACAAGUGACAAGGACUGGAGUCGGUGGAGGACAGCAGGUGGCAAGGGCUGGCGGGGCCGUGGGACAGCAUGUAGCACGUGGCGGGGGCGCGGUGGGACAGCAGGUUGCACGGGCUGCGGGGGGAGCAGAGCGGACGUUGGAGACGGGUGUUGGGAGGGGUGGGAGUGGAGGACGGGGCGUAGGAGGUGGAAAUCGAGUGGAAGGGCGGGGGCCUGUGCGGAGCUUGCCUCCUCCAUCUGUGAGGCUGGGUGAUGCGGCGGGGGCAGUGGGACAGGGUGAGGGGGAGGGGGACGUGCAGUGGGAGUUGGAGCUGGCCGAGAUAGAGGCUGGACGGAAGUUGGGGAUGCUGCGCGUGGCGCUGGGCGAGGCGGAGGACGCGGAGACGUGCCGGAUUCUGGCGAUGGCGAUGGUGGAGCUGGUGAGGCUGGUGCGGAUUGCUCGGGAGGCUCGGGCGGCGGCAGUUCGUGUGAAACGGUCGGCCUAA